AUGUCUACUCUCUCCUCUCACACGUUCUCUCUGAUUGUCUCCACUCAUACACUCUCCUCUUCUUCUACUCUAACACACCCUAUAUCUCCUCGUGCACCCUCCUCUCACACACAGUCACUCUCCUCACAUACACACUACUCUCAACACACACUCUGCUCUCACCCACCCUCUCCUUUUAACACACAUUCUACUCUCAACACACAUUGUCUCCUCACAGCUUCUCUCACACACACUCACAGCUCCUCUCUCACACACACAGAGCUCCUCUCUCACACACACUCACAGCUCCUCUCUCACACACACAGCUCCUCUCUCACACACACACAGCUCCUCUCUCACACACAGCUCCUCUCUCUCUCACACACAGCUCCUCUCUCUCUCACACACAGCUCCUCUCUCUCACACACACAGCUCCUCUCUCACACACACAGCUCUCUCACACACAACUCUCUCACACACAGCUCCUCUCUCUCACACACACAGCUCUCUCACACACAGCUCUCUCUCCUUUCUCACACAGAACUCUCUCACAGCUCUCUCACACACAACUCUCUCACACACAGCUCUCACACCCAGCUCUCUCACACAGCUCCUCUCUCUCACACACACACAGCUCCUCUCUCUUACACACACAGCUCCUCUCUCACACACACAGAGCUCCUCUCUCACACACAGCUCCUCUCUCUCACACACACAGCUCCGCUCUCUCACACACACAGCUCUCCCACACACAGCUCCUCUCUCACACACACAGCUCUCUCACACACAGCUCUCUCACACACACAGCUCUCUCACACACAGCUCUCUCACACACACAGCUCUCCCACACACAGCUCCUCUCUCACACACACAGCUCUCUCACACACAGCUCUCUCACACACAGCUCUCCCACACACAGCUCCUCUCUCACACACACAGCUCUCUCACACACAACUCUCUCACACACAGCUCCUCUCUCUCACACACACAGCUCCUCUCUCACACACAGCUCUCUCACACAGCUCCUCUUUCUCACACACAGCUGCUCUCUCUCACACACAGAGACUUUACCCUGUUGACCCUUACACUGCUAAACCUGUUGACCCUUACACUGCUGAACCUGCUAACCCUUUACCCUGCUGA
Molecule: messenger RNA, 1122 nt
Organism: Mytilus trossulus (common blue mussel)
Lineage: Eukaryota; Metazoa; Mollusca; Bivalvia; Mytilida; Mytilidae
Product: mucin-3B-like
Exons: 1
Coding region: 1-1122 (373 amino acids)
Source: RefSeq, a predicted model, not a curated record